Molecule: messenger RNA, 2257 nt
Organism: Mytilus trossulus (common blue mussel)
Lineage: Eukaryota; Metazoa; Mollusca; Bivalvia; Mytilida; Mytilidae
Product: polyribonucleotide 5'-hydroxyl-kinase Clp1-like
Exons: 13
Coding region: 114-1391 (425 amino acids)
Biological process (GO): tRNA splicing, via endonucleolytic cleavage and ligation
Cellular component (GO): nucleus; mRNA cleavage factor complex
Molecular function (GO): polynucleotide 5'-hydroxyl-kinase activity
Source: RefSeq, a predicted model, not a curated record
CAAUUCAAAUGUUUAAAGAGUAGUUUUCAAAAUGGCAGCCCCCAUGAGAAAUAAAUUUUGUUGAAACAUAUUUUUAGCAGAAGUUUUGCUGCUCAUUGGCACAGGAAUAAAACAUGUCUGAAGAAAAGAAAGAGGAGGAAUAUAGGUUAGAGAAAGAUCAGGAGCUUAGAUUUGAAGUAGAAGCCAGAGCUACAGCUUCUUUAGAGCUUCUUGAUGGAAUGGCAGAAAUAUUUGGUACAGAACUGACAAAAGGAAAGAAAUAUUUAUUUGAAUCUUGUUCCAAAGUAGCUGUUUAUACAUGGCAUUCAUGUGUUGUUAAAUUAGAAGGUAGAACAGAAGUGGCGUACAUUGCUGAUGGCACUCCCAUGACAGUUUAUGUCAAUGUCCAUGCAGCACUUGAACAAAUGAGACAGAAGGCAGAUGAAGAAAGAUCAAGAGGACCAAGAGUAAUGGUUGUAGGUCCUACAGAUGUUGGGAAGAGUACAUUAUGUCGCCUGUUGUUGAAUUAUGCAGCACGACUAGAUAGGGCAUCUGUUUAUGUUGAUUUAGAUGUUGGACAGGGAGAAGUAUCCAUUCCAGGAACAAUAGGUGCAGCAGUGGUAGAAAGACCUGCAGAGAUCGAAGAAGGCUACAGUCUGAAUGCUCCAUUAGUAUUCCAUUAUGGUCAUACAAGUCCAUCAUCCAAUUAUCCUUUGUUUAAAAUGCUGGUAUCAAGAAUGGCAGAAUGUGUUAAUAAAAAAACAGAAAAAUCAAAAAAGUGUAAUGUUAGUGGUUGUAUAAUUAACACAGGAGGUUGGAUAAAGGGAGCCGGAUAUGAUUCUCUGAAACACAUAGCUGGAUCAUUUGAAGUGGAUGUCAUACUGGUGUUGGGACAAGAGAGGUUAUAUAGUGAACUGAAAAGAGAUAUGCCUGAUUUUGUUAAUGUUAUUCUUUUACCCAAAUCUGGUGGUGUUGUGGAAAGAAAUCAGCACCAAAGAAGUGAUUUCAGAGAUCAAAAAGUACGGGAAUAUUUUUAUGGACCAAAGAAAAAUGGGGAUGAUUCUUUCUUUCCUCAUCCAACAGAAGUCAGCUAUAAUGAUAUUAAAUUAUACAAAAUAGGAGCACCAGCCUUGCCGGACUCCAUGUUACCUCUAGGAAUGAAGAAAGAAGAUAAUAAGACCAAGCUAGUGCCUUUACAACCAGGAACCAAUAUUUUACAUCAUGUAUUUAGUGUCAGUACUGCUAAAUCAAUAGAAGAUGCUGUGUUAGAGUGUAAUGUCUACGGCCAUGUUGUUAUAUCAGGGAUAGAUCCAGAUAAACAGACUGCAACAGUGUUAUCACCUUCACCAGAGAAACUUCCGUCAUCUAUUUUACUUCUAAUGGACAUGCAGUUUAUGGAUAUAGAUAUCUAAUAUCAACUUACAAAAAAGACAUGCAGAAUAGUUUAUGGACAGGAAUAUCUAAUAUUACUGUGUUCCAACAAUUAGCACCUAGUGGGAGAGAUUCUAUGUACAGAUAUCUGGUCUGUGAUUAAAACAUUAACAGCAAUAUGUUGUUAAUGGAUUGACCUUUUGUUUUGUCCUCCUCAGUGGAUUAUGAUCUGGCCACUGAACCAACUGGUGUGGACAGCUAGCUUAUAUUGCCACCAAGCCCAGAAAAUAAGGACUGGAUAAAAGAGAUAAGAGUAACUUAAUUAUUAAUGUUAUUGUUAGUUUUUUUAAUAUUUUCAUAAUUAUCAUCCAUUCAUUUUGUAUAUAUGUGUUAUAAUUGUGUAAUAUCAUAUUUCUGUCUGAUUUACAUAAGUGAAAACAAAGUUGUUACAUGUAUAAAUGGGUCUGAGUGGCAUCUGAGUAAAUAAUACAUUUUCAUGAUUAGGGCUAUUCUGGGAUAAGUUGUACAUGAAAAGGGAUUUAAAUCCCACCUCAUACCUGCUUUCCAUGCAAAGUUAGUUUGAGGUCUAAAAAUCAUUUAAAUUAUGCUUUUUUAUUGUGGACAUAAAAAUACUUGGCAUUUGUUCUGACAUGCAUCAGUCUGUCCAUGUGAGCACUUGCUUUUUAAAGAAUUUUAUGAAAUGCAUGGACAAUGUUGAUAUCUUGGAGUAUAACAAAAUUCAGUGCUGAUAAAAUAAUUUAUGGAGUUAUGCCCUUGUUUUGUUUUUUUUGUUGAAAAUUGUAUUGUAUCCUCCCAAUCCUGUUUCUACUAUUUUUACUGGAGUUAUGUCCCUUUGAAAUAUGAAUUAAUUGGCAAAUUUUGGUGCAAGUGCUCUCAUAUCCUCCUU